UGACGAAGGAGCACUUCAACGACUUUAUGAGCGAGAUUAACAAGCGAAUAUUGAGUCUGGUGCAGUCGCUGAUAGUGACGGAGAAGCUGGGUGGCAUCCUGAUCAUAGACGAGUUCAUGGAUAUCGACGGCGAAGAUAAUGGUACCAAGAUUGACCGCGCAAACUACUUGCGUGCGGCACUGGGGGGUAUCAAUGACCAAGACAUCAUGAAGAGCGCCUGCAAGGCACUGGGGCAUGUGGUGUUGCUAGGAGAUAGCACCCACUUCAACGAUUUCGUCGAUUUUGAGGUAA
This is a messenger RNA of Sphaeroforma arctica JP610, 291 nucleotides long. RefSeq lists its product as hypothetical. The record is from RefSeq and is a predicted model, not a curated record. Lineage: Eukaryota; Ichthyosporea; Ichthyophonida. The transcript is spliced from 2 exons. The annotation marks the transcript as partial.